Brassica rapa (field mustard) is the source of this 5975-nucleotide messenger RNA. Its product is annotated as probable beta-1,3-galactosyltransferase 1. The record is from RefSeq and is a predicted model, not a curated record. Lineage: Eukaryota; Viridiplantae; Streptophyta; Magnoliopsida; Brassicales; Brassicaceae. Gene Ontology annotation, molecular function: galactosyltransferase activity. Gene Ontology annotation, cellular component: Golgi membrane.
AGCUGUAACUCUUUCAGCUGCGGUUAUCAUUUGAAUUAGUAACCAAAAAAAAAUGUCAUCAGUUUUGACAUUUUUAGUAACUCCAAAAACUAUCAUUAGAAACGCCAUCAUCGCAUUUUGCCAAACGUUACCCGUUUUAUAGUUAUAAAAAUAACAUUUUUGUGUGUUUGUGUUUAUUAUUUCUUCAUGCAUCUCUCACUCUCAGGUGUAGAGAGAGAGUGUGUGAAGCGAUAAACAGUCAGAGAGAUAUUCCAUCAAACAGAAAAGAGACCCACAAAAAGUUAGCUUGAAUCUUUGACUUCAACUUAAAUAAAUCUUUGAUUUUGCAUUGACUACUACUCUUGGAAUUUGAGCUCUUUCAGCUAAAUCAAAAUGUCUUUCAAGAACAGAGGAGGAGGAAGUUUUGGAGAUCACUACUUUACUCCAAGAAAUGUGGUUUCUAGAAACUCUGUGUUUUUCUUCUGCAUCGCAAGUUUCUGCCUUGGAAUGUUCUUCAGUAACAGGGUGUGGAAUGUACCUGAAGGUAGAGGCAUAUCAACACUCUCCAAACUAAGCUUAAAAUCUGGUGAUCACGUUCAGAAUAAAAACAAUCAGGUUUUGGAAUAUGGUAACAACACUAUCGGGAUCUUAGAUAAAUCCAUUGCAAGUUUGGAGAUGAAACUGGUAGCUGCUAGAGCAGAGAGGGAGUCAUUGUCAGGCAAGUUUAGCAUGUCUGAAGAAGCCAAGAAAAGAAAAUACUUCAUGGUUAUUGGUAUCAACACUGCCUUUAGUAGUCGUAAGAGACGUGACUCAGUCCGGUCAACAUGGAUGCCACAAGGAGAGAAGCUUAAGAAACUGGAGGAAGAGAAAGGCAUCAUCGUUCGCUUUGUUAUAGGACACAGUACGUUGUCUCUUGGCGUUCUUGAGAAAGCUAUUGAAGCAGAGGAGAAAACAUAUGGAGAUUUCUUGAGACUGGAACAUAGAGAGGGAUACAUGGCGUUAUCCGCCAAGACAAAGACGUUUUUCGCUACAGCUGUUUCCUUGUGGGACGCUGAAUUCUACAUCAAAGUUGAUGAUGACGUUCAUGUGAAUCUUGCUACUCUCAAGACGACUUUAUCAAGUCACCGGAACAAGCCUCGUGCUUAUAUCGGAUGCAUGAAGUCCGGUCCUGUCCUAGCAAUAAAGGGUGUGAAGUACCAUGAACCAGAGUAUUGGAAGUUUGGAGAGAUCGGGAACAGGUAUUUUCGCCAUGCCACGGGACAGUUCUACGCUAUUUCUAAGGAUCUAGCAACUUACAUAUUGAUCAACCAAGAUUUACUGCACAAGUAUGCGAAUGAGGAUGUGUCGUUGGGAUCUUGGUUCAUAGGACUGGACGUUGAGCAUGUUAAUGACAGAAGACUUUGUUGCAGUACUUCUCCUCAUGAUUGUCAACUAAAAGCAAUGAUGGGAGAUGUUUGUGCGGCAUCGUUUGACUGGAAAUGCAGCGGAAUCUGUCAGUCGGCCGAGAGAAUGGCUGAUGUUCACGAACGUUGUGGUGAACCUGAAAUUGCGUUAUGGACGUCGAGUUCUUGAGAAAAAAAAUAUAAAGAGAAACAAAAUUUUCUUACUAUAUUCAUAAUUAUACAACAUAAUAUUUACUUGUGGAAUAUAUUAAUAGUAGGGUUUUUGGGUGAGAAGAUGAAUAAAUGUAUGCAAAAAAUGGUGAGUGAAGUGGUUUAAUGAGAGGCAAUGAAAUAAUGGUUAUGGUCACAUUUGGUUUGUCCUAUGACUGACAGAUAAAGAGUCCUUGGUUGUUGUUGUGCCUUUUAUUAAUUCCCACAUGUCCUCUUUUUCUUGCUUCUCAUUAAAUCUCACUGCCACUAUUUCCGCCUUUUUGUUUUUUUCUGACCUAUUAUUAAGAAGCUUUUGAGUUCAAUAUCAACUCUUUUACCAGGAAUUACAAUUGUAUUUCAUUAAAAAAAUAUAUAUUGGAACAAGUCUGCUCGAUUUCAGGUAGACUCGCAUCAUAACUUAUUUAUUCGGUCUUGGGAAUUUUUGCUACCGUCGAGUUUGAAUUUUAUAAGUUGGAACAUUUUGAUUCACAUAUUAAUAACAUUCGUUGUGAGAAGAUUAAGGAAACGGUUUCCUUAUUUCACUAAAUUAUGAAUAAUCUAACGAAUUUUCGGAAAGUGUUUACAUUUUGUCACAAAACAUACUUCCGGAAAUGUUGAACGACUUGAUGGAAUUAAAUAAUAAACCCUAUUGCCUACUGAGAGAGUGUUGUUCUAACUUCUAAGAUUGACAAAUAGCGGAUUAUAACCUAUUAACCUUACACUUUUAUUUAAGUAACGUUAAAAACAAGCCAAUUAACUGUAGACAGAAGUGCAAAUAAGUACAAAUCAAAACUUAUAAUUCUCUGUAUUGUUGCAAUCUCCUCGCGAUAGAAAACCCACGACAACAUUUUCAUUCUAGCUAUUACUACAUAUUUUUCUUUUUGCUUAAAAUUUCUUAUUUACUUUCUAAAAAUAGAAGUGUUAUAUCGCAGUUGUACUUGGAUUUUGGGGUUUGUGUCGCGUGUCAACAUACCUUCGGAGCAACAAAAAAGAUUAAGGCAUCAGUUAAAUAUUGUUCAAAAUAGGAAACAGUUUUUAAAAAAUUAUAAGAAUACCUUCACGGUUAAUAAAACCAUCUUUACCGUUUUGGGUUGACGCGUGAUAUUGGCACGGCUCAAUCGAACAAAACCGAUCUCUAUCAAGUGAGAACACGACUAUUUGAUUGAACCGCACUAAUAUCUCGCGUUACCUUACAUCAUAAUUCAGCAUAUCUCAGAAAAUCAGGAAACAAAUAAGUAACAUCAACUAUAAAACCAUAUUACAAGUAUAUAAAAAUGAUGUGUCGGCACUGAAAAUGUUACUUUACCGGUGAACAUCAUCGGAUCCUUGCAGAACUCUUACUUUCAGCAACGUCAAAGACAAAAGUAGCAUCAACGGAGAAAAAAAGGAACGUGGCUAUUUGAAAGAUUGUGGGACUGCAAAGUGAAGGAGAGGAAGUUAUAAAUAUGAAGAUGGUUGAAGAAGAAAGGCAAGGCAACAUACUAGCAUUAAAUUAGACCAACAACCCCAUACCAAAAAGGAGGUUGUCUUAUUGAAUUUGAAUUGUUUCUAUUAGAAAACUCUUUUUCAAAAAAGUACCAUUAUGUGUUCUUAUUAAAUUUAAAUUUUUGUUCUAGUACAACUACAACCAAUGAUUUUUUUUAAUCACAACCGAUGAUAUUAAUCAUGAAAACAAACUUAGAUAGACUCCAAGAACAAGAGUUUGUUGUCACAGUGGCUUAACAAUUUGGUCUUGAAAACUCUAAUUUAUAUAUGGUUUAACCACUUCAAAGUCUUCUAACCAAAUCAAUAUAAACUAUGAAAAAUGAAGCAUUAUAAUUAAUUGUCAUAGCAAAUACGUAUUAUUAUAUGAACCGAGCUAAUCUAUUUGUAGCCGACGAAAUAAGCAUGACAAAUGAAAUAUAUAUUGGUCACUAAUAAGUAUGUCUAUUUCGAAACGAAUUUUUCGAUCCAAUUCAUAAGUCAUAACUAUCUCGAAAAUUAAAUUUUAUCGGCUUUUGUAUACUGGUAAUUGGUGCAUAUAUCUAUAUAAAUAAUACGUAAUGUAAUUAUCUAUGCUACAUGCUAGAUAGCCGAUUAAUUAAGAAGGAACAAUGUUCCCACGCUCAGUAAAAAAAAAUUUGUUCCCACGAGCUUUCAGUUUACCAGUAUUUAUGAGGUUUGUAAGAGAAAGCAAGGCAUGUUGGUGGGGUUUUGUCACACUCCCAAUAUACAUUUGAAUUUCGAAUUUAAUAUGGCUCUAGUUUCCAAAUAUUCUCCCUCCGUAUGUAUCUAUAACAAUAAAAUAGAGUUUUUUCUCACCUUAACCCUCCACAUCAUCAAGAAGGAGGGGGCAAUUAAGGACACGUGUCCAUCAUUCUUCAUCUAUAGAAAUUUUUUCGAUUUCAUUAUGGGUUUCUUUCACAAACUUAAUGAAAACUUUGGACACCUCAAUAUAUUGGGCUUUGUUUCCCUGGUCCAUCAAGGGAUCCCCUUCUUCUUGUGCUGAUUGAAGACCUUGCGAUCUCUCUUCCGCUUCCUCGGCUAAGUAACGUUCCAGAGUCAAUCACUAAAGAAAACUCAAUAAUCCCACGAUUUCCUCUUCACUGCAACUUUUGGAUUCUCUCAGUUUCAAACUCUAUAUAUCCUUUUGUUCUCUAGCUUUUCCUCUUUACCAAAAUUAUCAAAAUCAAAGAAUCUUGGCGAUCUUCUACACUCCAAGCUGUGAGAUUUCUUUACAAACAGUGGUCGCAAAGUUGAUUUUGUACAGAUGGAAUUGCUGAUGAUUCCUUGAGUGAUGAGACACCCACGUCAAGUUUUUAAACUUGAGCACUGAAACUUCACAUGAAGCAAAAUACGCUGGUGCACAGGACAAUAAAUCUUCUUAUAAUGAGGAUGUUGUACUAGGAAAUUAAGAAGCCUUUGGUCUCAUGCGUUUUCAUUCAAAAGAAGACCACAUGAGCUACUCUAUUGUCUCGUGGGCGUGUACGGCAUGGUCAAACGGCUCAAAGUUCUCAUGGUAAGGACAUUGCUACUCUUUAUCUGUUUGGAUGUGACAUGGUGUUGGAUUGGGUGGAGCAAGAAGCACAUGUGGCAGGGUGUCGUUCGACGUCUGAAGCAGAGAGGUAUCAAGGGAGGAAGAGGAAGCAAGAGAACAAAGGGAAAUGGAGUAUAGACCUCCUAAGCAAGCAAUUUCAAGCAAGGUGUAUGAUUUGGACCUGAAUGGGUUCACGGAGUCGCAACUGCGGUACGAAAUCGUAACUGUUUGAGAUACUAGAUAUGUGGAUCCUACCUUCAUAUGAUUCGAAGUUUCUGUAGACCAAGAACCUUGUAGCUUCUGAGAAGAAGCGGCUUGGGUUUGCUUGAAGCUGAGAAGAAGAGGGCACAUGCUUUUGUCUAGCAAGUACGCCACGUUGCCAACUCUGUUUCUAAUCAGCGUGAGAUGGAUAGAAGUAAAAUGAGGGACAAACUUGAAGACAAAUUUCUAAGGGAAAAGAGACAUAGAUCGGAGUUUCUUUGUCAAAGAAGAAGACAGCUUGAUUCGAUUAGUCUCUACUGCGAUAUGAUGCAGCAAGAUGGUGAUCUUCUCUCUAGAAAGCUGUCAAGGUGUUGGAAGUGCUUUGUGAUUUAAUAAAGUCAGCCUGAUACUCUUAAAGCUGUUAACUCUUUGCUUGACCGCCUUCAAGUUCGCUUAGAAGCUUCUAAAACGUUACCGCUUCUUCUCAACCGUCGAUAAUGGAUAACAUUCAUCAUCUUCUUAGAAGAGUUGCCACCCCAAGAAAAAAGAAGACGCCAAGUACUCUAAAGAACAAGAAAGGAAAGAGAGUUACUCCUGGUAGGAGGGUGGCCGUGACAUCUGAGGUUUCCUAUCAGAGUGGUCCUUUCUGCUUUUAUGAUACUCGGUCAUCCAGACGCUGUGUUUAACAGUCAAGGUGAUCAAGAGGCUGCUCUUAAUGACUCAGCGAAGGGUUUUUUGAGGGAGUUUAAGUUAUUGAUAAAGGUUAUUAAAGAGGGUCAUGUUAAGAUGUCUAUUGAGGAAUCAAAGCUUCAGACGUUGAGAUCUCAGUUGGACUUAUUUGAUAAGGCAUGGUGCACAUUUUUGAAUUCGUUUGUGCUUUGGAAAGUGAAGGAUGCUCGGUUGUUGGGAGAGGAUAAGGUAAGAGCAGCUUGUCAGCUUGAAAUUUACAUGAUUCAGAAAUGCAAGAUUACUCCAGAAAGAGAUGACACUGUGCUCACUCAUGACAAGAAAGCAAUUCAGACCCGAAAUACGAAAGGCAUACUAAGCUUCCUAGAAGGAUAGACUAAUUUUUCAUUAUUGUAAUAGAUUAUUGCCACCGCUCUCCUACUCUGUUCCCUUCGCAAUAUAUCAUCAAUAAUCCAUAGCUAGCCAUAUUUACUUUAAGAUUCUGCAGCUUUUGGUGUGUA